Messenger RNA from Sebastes umbrosus (honeycomb rockfish), 2869 nucleotides. RefSeq names its product protocadherin gamma-A11-like. Gene Ontology annotation, biological process: homophilic cell-cell adhesion. Gene Ontology annotation, cellular component: plasma membrane. Bases 164 to 2548 code for a protein of 794 amino acids. The record is from RefSeq and is a predicted model, not a curated record. Gene Ontology annotation, molecular function: calcium ion binding. The transcript has a single exon. Lineage: Eukaryota; Metazoa; Chordata; Actinopteri; Perciformes; Sebastidae.
CUGGUGUACAGACCAACAAAAGGGUGAUUUUUCAGUUGCUGUUGAUCCGAGGAUGCAGUCAGAGUAACUGUGGAGAUCUGUGGAUUUUCUUUUGACUGAACUCUAUAAUCUUUAUUGGAUUUGUCAUCUAACAGAGGAUUGUUUUCUGUAACAAACGCUUGUCAUGAUGGGGCUCAGACUGAGCUGCUUCGUUUUCUUUCUGAUGUGGAAAGCUGUGAAUGGGGACGCGAGCUUUUCUUUCCAAGAGGAAAUGAAGCGCGGAUCCGUUAUUGGGAAUAUAGCGAAGGGCCUUAACAUGGACGCGAGUAAACUGUCUGCUCGGAAUGCCCGCGUUGAUGCUGCAGGGAACCGCAAACGUUAUUGUGACAUCAAUCUCAGCACCGGAGAUUUAAUUGUGGCCGACAGGAUCGACCGGGAGGAGCUUUGUGGAGAAAAGAUGUCGUGUGUGAUAAAACGCGAUUUUGUUCUGGAGAAUCCUCUGGAACUGCAUCCGUUCAGUCUUCAUAUUCAAGAUAUUAAUGAUAACUCCCCACAAUUUAAAGAAGACUUGAUUAACAUAGAAAUUAGAGAGUCGGCAGUCAGGGGAGCUCGUUUUGUGAUGGAGGAGGCGCACGAUGCAGAUGUAGGACAGAACUCAGUUCAGCAGUACAGCCUUAAAAAGAAUGAUAAUUUCAUUUUGGCUGUUGAUGGAAACACGAUAGAGCUUGUUCUAGAAAAGGAGCUUGAUCGUGAAAAACAACAAGAGAUUAAUUUGCUCCUCACAGCUCUAGAUGGAGGCUCUCCUCAGAGAUCAGGUACUGUAGUCAUACACGUCACUGUGCUGGAUGCUAAUGAUAACGCCCCAGUGUUCAGCCAGGCCGUUUAUAAAGCCAGUCUGCCUGAAAACUCUCCUGUAGAUACUGUAGUGGUCACAGUGAGCGCUACUGACGCAGACCAGGGAGUCAAUGGAGAUGUAACAUACGAAUUUGGACAUGUUACUGAUGAUGUGAAGAGAGUUUUUAGUAUUGAUCGUAAAAGUGGCAAAAUCAAAGUUAAUGGUCCGAUUGACUUUGAAACUGUUGCAACAUAUGAUUUACGCAUUAAAGCAAAGGAUGGAUUAGGAUUAUCAUCAUACACAAAGGUAACCGUUGAUGUCACAGAUGUCAAUGACAACAUACCUGUAAUCUAUGUGAAAUCUCUGGCAAAUCCAGUACCUGAGAACGUGUCACCUGGUACAGAGGUGGGCAUCAUUAACGUGCAGGAUGCAGAUUCUAAUAAUAACCAACAGGUCCGCUGCUCCAUUCAGCAAAACGUCCCUUUUAAGUUGGUUCCCUCUAUUAAAAACUAUUAUUCUCUGGUGACCACAGGACAGCUGGACCGUGAACUAGUGUCUGAUUACAACAUUACAAUCAGUGCCACUGACGAGGGCUCUCCACCUCUGUCCUCCUCUAAAAGUGUUCAGUUAUCUGUAGCAGACAUCAACGACAACCCACCUGUGUUUGAGGAACAGUCCUACAGCGCAUAUGUGAGUGAAAAUAACAAACCUGGCUCCACUUUAUGUUCCGUUACUGCUCGGGACCCCGACUGGAGACAAAACGGUACAGUGAUUUAUUCUCUGUUAGCUGGUGAGGUGAACGGUGCCCCGGUGUCCUCCUAUCUAUCUGUUAACGGAGACACGGGGGUGAUCCACGCUGUGAGGUCGUUUGAUUAUGAACAGUUCAGGAGUUUUAAAGUCCACGUGAUGGCCAGAGACAACGGUUCUCCUCCGCUCAGCAGCAACGUGACCGUCAGUGUCUUCAUAUCGGAUGUGAAUGACAACUCUCCUCAGAUACUGUACCCCGCCCCGGAGGGCAACUCCUUCAUGACCGAGCUGGUCCCCAAAGCUGCACACGGAGGCUCUAUGGUGUCCAAAGUGAUAGCGGUGGACGCGGACUCCGGACAGAACGCCUGGCUGUCCUAUCAUAUAGUCAAAUCCACUGAUCCGGGACUUUUCACUAUCGGUCUCCACAGCGGAGAGAUCAGGACACAGCGGGACAUUUCUGAGUCUGACAGCAUGAAACAGAACCUUAUUGUGGCAGUGAAAGAUAACGGACAGCCCUCUCUCUCUGCCACCUGUUCCAUGUAUUUACUGAUUUCUGAUAACUUGGCUGAGGUGCCAGAACUGAAGGAUAUUUCUUAUGAUGAGAAGAACUCCAAACUGACCUCUUAUCUGAUCAUCGCGCUAGUGUCUGUGUCCACCUUUUUUCUGACCUUCAUCAUCAUCAUCCUGGGUGUGAGGUUUUGUCGCAGGAGAAAGCCCAGACUGUUGUUUGAUGGAGCAGUUGCCAUCCCCAGCGCUUAUCUCCCUCCUAAUUACGCAGAUGUUGACGGAACAGGAACUUUACGCAGCGCUUACAACUAUGACGCCUACCUGACAACAGGUUCUAGAACCAGUGACUUUAAGUUCGUCAGUUCUUACAAUGACAACACACUGCCUGCUGACCAGACUCUGAGGAAGAGUCCAUCAGACUUUGCUGAGGCGUUUGGGGAUUGUGAUAGUUCUCCUGAGGUAGGCACAUGUAACAUAUAAUCUGUCCCAGAUGUGUAAAACAUCUUCAGGCACCAACACAAGCACACACACAGCUAACUUGUCUCUGCUUUUUCAUGUGAUUGCUCUCUCUCUCUGUCACACCGUUUUCAACCAGGGGGAUAUAUUUGGCUGGUUUCUCUGUCCUUGGUGCUGAAGAGUGAUUUUCUGAUGCAAUUUGGGCCCCUUGACAUCUAUUCUGUUGUCACUUUUUUGACUUGCUGACUUUUAUUUCUUUAGAUGGUCUCUAUGUAUAUUUUUUGAUAAUAUAGGUUAUGAUAAUAAUAAUAAUAAUAGGUUUUCUUUAUUUACAUAUUGUCAAUU